Molecule: messenger RNA, 1576 nt
Organism: Pteronotus mesoamericanus
Lineage: Eukaryota; Metazoa; Chordata; Mammalia; Chiroptera; Mormoopidae
Gene: GGH
Product: gamma-glutamyl hydrolase
Exons: 9
Coding region: 77-1033 (318 amino acids)
Biological process (GO): tetrahydrofolylpolyglutamate metabolic process
Cellular component (GO): vacuole
Molecular function (GO): gamma-glutamyl-peptidase activity
Source: RefSeq, a predicted model, not a curated record
CCGGAGGACCUGUAGUCGCAGCUGCUUGCAACCCGCCCGCAGUGCCUUUGAAAGACGGCGGGAGGCAGCCAGCGCCAUGGCCAGCCUCAGCCGCCUGCUGUCCUUGCUGGGCCUACUGCUGUGCGUGGCGGCGAGCCCCCGUCUGUACGCUUCCCGUGCCUCCAACACCGAGAAGCCCAUCAUCGGCGUAUUAAUGCAAGAGUGCUCUACUAAGGCAAUGAAAAACUUGGGAAAAUACUAUAUCGCAGCAUCCUAUGUAAAGUAUCUGGAGUCUGCAGGUGCAAGAGUUGUACCAGUAAGGCCUGAUCUUACAAAUGAAGAAUAUGAAAAGCUUUUCCAAUCUAUUAAUGGGGUCCUUUUCCCUGGAGGAAGUGCUAACAUCAGGGAGUCAGGUUAUGCUCGCGCAGCCAAAACAUUUUACAACCUUGCCAUACAGAGUUUUGAUGAUGGAGACUAUUUUCCUGUGUGGGGUACGUGCCUUGGGUUCCAAGAGCUUUCAUAUCUGGCCAGCGGAGAGUACUUAUUAAUCCACACAAAUACUGAUGGAAUUGCAAUGCCACUGAACUUCACUGGAGGUGUAUUACAGAGCAGAAUGUUCCAGAAUUUUCCUGCUGACUUGUUGCAAUCAUUAGCAAAAGAGCCUUUGACUGCACAUUUCCACAACUGGAGCCUCUCCGUAAAGAAUUUUACAAUGAAUAAAAAAUUGAAGGAGUUUUUCAGUGUAUUAACUACAAAUACUGCAGACAAUAUUGAGUUUAUUUCAACAAUGGAAGGAUACAAGUAUCCAGUGUAUGGUGUCCAGUGGCAUCCAGAGAAACCGCCUUAUGAGUGGAAGGAAUUAGAGGGCCUUUCCCACGCACCUAAUGCUGUGAAGGCUGCAUUUCAUUUUGCAGAGUUCUUUGUUUCUGAAGCUCGGAAAAACAGUCAUCAUUUUAAAUCUGAUGUUGAAGAGAAAGAAGCACUGAUUUAUCAGUUCCAUCCAGUUUACAGUGCAAAUAUUUCUUCAUUUCAACAAAUUUAUGUGUUUAAUUGAAAGCUUUCCAUAUAUUAACAAAAAUUUUGAAUAAAAACAAUUUUGAAAUUGUUUUACUAACAUGAUACUCAUGGUAAUUAUAGAAAGCCACAGAGAUUUCUUUUCUAUCAUGGGACUGGCUCUGAAUCUUCAUUCGGUAUAUUCGACUAUAUCACAUUUGAUAAUUAAUCAGUGAGACAGAUAAAUAAUCUGUGUAUUUCAUGUAAAGGCUUUUUAUCUCAACAUUAGAAAAAAAUAAAUUUAUUGAAAAUACAAUUAUUUUAUUUUUUCUGAUUGGUUCUAGAAAAAAAAAUACCACCCCCUAUCCAGACAAACCAUUCUUGCUGAAGACUCUUGAAACCCUACCCAUAGUUCACUGUGGUAUCUGUCUCCUUUGAGUCUCGGGAGUAUUCACUGUGGUGUGUGUGUUGUGUGUGUGUGUAUACAUACACGUAUAUUUCCCUUUUUGCUGUUUUAGCUCCACAGUGAAGCAGCAUCUUUGUCUUGAAUGUUUUUAUCUCCCAUAAUGUCCGGCACAGUGGGCCCUCAGUAAGUACUUGUGAC